AUGGCUCCUCAAUUCUGUGAUAGCUGUGGGAUGAUUCUCGACGAACUAGCCAGCGAAACUAUACAAUGCGACAUCUGUGGCGAACUGAAUACAAACAGGCUGCUCACGCAGACGAAGGAGAUAGUGUCAACUUCCAGCAAUUUCCCGUCGAAGCUACGCUUCAAGAGAUCCCAAGUCCAGGUGCUGGCCACGCAGGAGCGCGAAAGCAGGACGAUCCAGGUAGACUGUGAGAAGUGCGAUGCAAAGGAAGUCACUUGGGCCGAGAUGCAGCUGAGAAGCGCCGACGAGGGAAGCACUAUAUUUUACAGCUGUUCAAAAUGCGGCCAUAGGUAA
Molecule: messenger RNA, 333 nt
Organism: Nannizzia gypsea CBS 118893
Lineage: Eukaryota; Fungi; Ascomycota; Eurotiomycetes; Onygenales; Arthrodermataceae
Exons: 2
Coding region: 1-333 (110 amino acids)
Biological process (GO): DNA-templated transcription; termination of RNA polymerase I transcription
Cellular component (GO): RNA polymerase I complex
Molecular function (GO): DNA-directed RNA polymerase activity; zinc ion binding; nucleic acid binding
Source: RefSeq, a predicted model, not a curated record